Molecule: messenger RNA, 2520 nt
Organism: Varanus komodoensis (Komodo dragon)
Lineage: Eukaryota; Metazoa; Chordata; Lepidosauria; Squamata; Varanidae
Gene: MINDY3
Product: MINDY lysine 48 deubiquitinase 3
Exons: 15
Coding region: 192-1529 (445 amino acids)
Biological process (GO): protein K48-linked deubiquitination
Molecular function (GO): K48-linked deubiquitinase activity; cysteine-type deubiquitinase activity
Source: RefSeq, a predicted model, not a curated record
GCCGCCGCCGCCGGAGACCGCUUCCUCUCCUGCCUUUUGCCCCCCGCCCAGCCCAUGUUCAAGGAAAGCGGGCUGGCCGCCGCCGCGCAGCCCUCGCUGCUGCCUCCUCGUCGCCCUUGCCGCCUUGUCUACACCGCCGGGAAUCGCCUCUGUAAUCGCCCAGCCAGAGAGCCGCCCCCGCUGCCGCCACCAUGGCUGAAUUAGGACAGGAGCUCGUCCACCUGGUGUGGGGCAAAAAACCUGGCUCUCAGGGCCUCGCAGAUACCAUCUUCUAUCGCUGGGCGCAAGGGUUUGUGUUCAGUGAAUCAGAAUCUACUGCAUUAGAACAAUUUGAAGGAGGCCCUUGCGCGGUGAUUGCACCUAUUCAGGCAUUCCUUCUGAAGAAGCUUUUAACUUGUGAGAAAUCUACCUGGAGACAAUGUCAAGAGGAAGAGCAGAAGAAUCUCCUUUGUCAUACCUUAAGUGAUAUUCUGGAACUGGCUUGCUCUGAUCAUUCAGAAUCAUACUGCUUGGCAACAUGGCAAAGAGGAAAAGCUGCUGAAGAAACUUCUAGUAUUUCUGAGACCCCUGCUGAGUCAAGCCACCAAGAGGAGCAGCCCUCUGCCUUGGCUGUCGAAGAGCUUGGCUUUGAGCGAUUUCAUGCAUUAAUUCACAAGCAAUCAUUCACAAGUCUUCCUGAUUUUAAGGAUGCCGUUUGGAAUCACUAUUCAAUCUGGACAAACAAAUUUGGCGUGUUGCUUUUUCUGUAUUCUGUGAUACUGACCAAGGGCAUUGAGAAUAUUAAAAAUGAAAUUGAAGAUUCAACUGAACCACUGAUAGAUCCUGUUUAUGGUCAUGGAAGCCAAAGCUUAAUUAAUCUCCUGUUGACUGGGCAUGCAGUAUCUAAUGUCUGGGAUGGAGACAGAGAAUGCUCAGGAAUGAAACUUCUUGGAAUACACAAACAAACAACUGUUGGUUUUCUGACACUAAUGGAAUCUCUCAGAUACUGUAAGGUUGGCUCCUAUUUGAAAUCCCCAAAGUUCCCUAUUUGGAUUCUUGGCAGUGAAACUCAUCUCACAGUCUUCUUUGCCAAGGAUUUGGCUCUUGUUGCUCCUGAAGCUCCCUCAGAACAAGCCAGAAGAGUCUUUCAAACAUAUGACCCUGAAGAUAAUGGAUUUAUACCAGAUACUCUUUUAGAAGAUGUAAUGAAGGCUUUGGACCUUGUAUCAGAUCCUGAAUAUGUAAAUCUCAUGAAGACAAAAUUAGAUCCAGAAGGACUAGGAAUCAUUUUACUAGGACCCUUUCUUCAAGAAUUUUUCCCUGAACAGGACUCGAAGGUGCAAGAAUCAUUCACUGUCUAUCACUACAACGGGUUGAAGCAAUCAAAUUUUAAUGAAAAGGUCAUGUACGUUGAAGGUACAGCAGUGAUUAUGGGCUUCGAAGACCCCAUGCUGCAGACGGAUGACACACCAAUCAAGCGCUGUUUGCAGACCAAAUGGCCAUACAUAGAACUACUCUGGACCACAGAUCGAUCCCCUUCAUUAAAUUGAUGCUGGGGAGAGACUUUAUACUAAUACUCAAUGUUUUGAAUGAGGGCGGGUUAGGUGACUGCCUCUAUUUAAAAAACUAGCGGAUUAUACUUUGUGUGGCUAUACACUGGUAUCACUGAGAAACUGUAAAUAAACACUUUUUCAGUGUUAAUUAGAAUAUUUAAUUUUUUUAACUAUUUGCCUUGAUUUGUAUUAUACCAACUAGUUCCUUUUUGGCCUUUGUAGUACAAUUAAAAUGUGAGUUCCCACCCAGAAGCCUCUUUGUUCCACCUAAAAAGAACCUGAAAAUGGUCUAGUAGUGCAGCAUCUGCAUAUUGAUUAAAUUUGUCUUAAAUAUCAUAGAAUACAAUUGUUUACACUCUUGUUUGGCCAUAUGUUUUACUGCAUCCGAGCGCAACCCAUGUUGGAGUUCUCUAUACAAAUAUCACUGAAAUGGAAGAGGCUUAUGAAAAGAAACAAUUGUCCUUUUAUACAAUUUUAAUUUAUUCAGUGAUGUUCAUGCAGGAAAUCUGGUGGAUUGCGCCCUACACUACCGUAUCAUAGCUUAGGGACUAGAUUGGCAUUUGCACUGAAUAUGUUUGAAUGAAAUAAAUUUCUGCUGUUUUCCUCUCAAAAUCUGACCUUGAAUAUACAUAGCUUUGAGCAAGAAUAAUGAAUAUUUAAAUAUGCCUAACUAUAAAUGCUAUUUAUCAGGGGUUUGACUGUUACAAGGUUUACCAGAUCAAAGUCAAAGCAGGAGUUUAAAAAAGAAAAUUAAUAUUCAAAAUUGUAUAAAGGAAAUGUAGAAAAAACUAAUUGCAAAGAGAAUUUGUGCUAUGAUUUUGAAGCUAUUGAUAUUAUUGCCAAAUACCUCUUUUCAGUAUGUCCUAACAAAAACAUAUGCCAGCACUAUUGUAUGUGUUACAUGCAUGAAAGCAUCUGUUAUUCAAGUAGUAUAGUCCAUUAUUUAUUAUCUAGCAAGGCUUAAAUAAAACAACUGCCCAAAUACUGA